AUGACAGCAGCAUCGUCAGGUCAUAUCCCCUUGACGACAACUUUCACACCACCGAGCUCGUGUCUCAACGAUCUCUGGCUUGUCGGCAAGAGCGGUUCUGGAUGGAUGAAUUUAGGACCCACGAGUACUUCUGAAUGUCUGCCGUCUGGGUGGGCGACAUCGAGUUACUUUUCGCCGGGGAUAUGUCCGAGUGGUUAUGUGAUUGCUUCUAGCGGUGUUGUGUAUGCUGGGACCGUCACUGAGUCUGCGGCAACAUGUUGUCCAGUAGUAGACGGACGAACAUACUCACCCCGAGACACAUACACAGCAUGGUCUGAAGUCUGCCAAUGGCGACCAGAAUCCACCGCCACCACCGAAUACAAUUACACCUGGGUCGACUCAGACGGUUACACGUCCAGCACAACCGGAUCGAUGAGCAGCAACGGCCACGUCAAUGCAUACGGCGUCUCCAUCCGAUGGCAGUCAACCGAUUUCAGCACUCCCCCUGCCACGGCGGCUAUAUCCACCAUCGCUUUUGUUGAUGCCACUUCUACCUCUGAAUCCUCGUCCUUAUCACCCACAAACUCAGACCCACCAUCCAGCAGAUCAGGGCUGUCAAGCGGAGCGAAAGUAGGCAUCGGCGUUGGCGUUGCUGUUGGUGCGAUUUUGGUGAUCGCCCUCGUCCUAGCGCUACUUUUUAUCAGACGACUGAAAAGACAUCCCCAGUAUCAGGGUAAUACUCCAGGGUUGGUGUAUAAAACACCGAAUGAGCUGCCUACAAAGCCAACGCUAGAAUUGCCUACAAGGACUAAUCCGCAGUCAUCGGAUAUGGUAGAGCUGGAUGGGCAGAGGUGA
Molecule: messenger RNA, 834 nt
Organism: Aspergillus wentii DTO 134E9
Lineage: Eukaryota; Fungi; Ascomycota; Eurotiomycetes; Eurotiales; Aspergillaceae
Exons: 2
Coding region: 1-834 (277 amino acids)
Source: RefSeq, a predicted model, not a curated record